This is a messenger RNA of Lachnellula hyalina, 1047 nucleotides long. RefSeq lists its product as uncharacterized. NCBI's taxonomy places the organism in Eukaryota, Fungi, Ascomycota, Leotiomycetes, Helotiales, Lachnaceae. The transcript has a single exon. The record is from RefSeq and is a predicted model, not a curated record. Bases 1 to 1047 code for a protein of 348 amino acids.
AUGCUCAUCAACUUUCUCUUAUCCCUCCUAUUCACACUCUCUCACGCCAUCCCACUACACACUCCCAACCGCACAGCUCCCACCCUCACCUCUACCUCAGUCGCGUCUUUCUCCAAAGGAACAUGGCUCGAAAACUUAGUCAUCCGACAAUCCGACGGCAACGCCCUCGUCACAAUCUUGUCCGCUCCCGAAAUCUACCUCAUUUCCACAAGCAACGAAUUUGCACCCAUCAAAGUAGCGACAUUCCCAAACGCGCUCGGGUGUCUCGGUAUCGUGGAGUUGCGUCACGAUAUCUUCUACGUGGUGGUUGGAAACUGGAGCGCGAGCACCGGUUUAUCGACUCCUGGGAGUUAUUCGAUUUGGGAGAUUGAUAUGAAGGAGCGCAGUCCAAAGACGAGCAAGGUUGCGGACCUUCCUGAAUCGGGGUUUUUAAAUGGGAUGACGAUAUUGAACCCUGCGCUUGGGGUUUUGUUGAUUUCGGAUAGUUAUUAUGAGGCGGUUUGGUCGGUGAAUGUGUAUACGGGGGAUGUUGCGGUGGCUGUUAAUGAUACGACGAUGGCGACGGUGCCUGGUGCGAGUCCGGCGCUGGGAAUCAACGGCGUGCACUUGAUUGGCGGGGAUUUGUAUUACAGCAAUACUAAUAAAGCGACGUUCAACAAGAUCCCGAUAGAUAUCCAUACGGGGAAAGCAACUGGACCUGCAGAAAUACUUUUGCAAUCAACGACGAGGGAGAUCUUUCCUGACGACUUUGCGAUUGAUUUAUAUGGAAAUGUGUGGAUGGCUUCGGAUUUGUAUGGAGAGCUGGACUUGCUCAUAGGUGCAGCUUCUGGGGCUGGGACUGUGACUUUGGAUAUUGUUGCGGGGUCGAGAAAUGAUAAAAGCAAUACCGGCUGGACUUCAGCGCAGUUUGGAACGAGGAAGGAAGAUGUGGAAAGGGGGAGUUUAUAUGUUACGACGAAUGGAGGACCGCUGAAUUAUAUUUAUCAGAACUGGACUGCUGGGGGAAUGCUGAUCAGACUUGAUACUGUGGAAUUGGGGCUUUAUUAA